Medioppia subpectinata is the source of this 969-nucleotide messenger RNA. NCBI's taxonomy places the organism in Eukaryota, Metazoa, Arthropoda, Arachnida, Sarcoptiformes, Oppiidae. The record is from the annotation of a GenBank genome assembly.
GACACGCUUUCGCAUCGACUCCAUCGGCACGAGAGUCCCGUACUGUCGGCGCCCAUACCUAUCAUUCACUCGUCCGAUACGAUGCUUGUGGUCGACAAACCGCCCUCUAUUCCCAUCCAUCCGUGCGGUAAAUACCGACACAACACACUUCAACACGUGUUGGCCAAAGAGCACAAAAUUACGGAUCUCUACACGAUUCAUCGUUUGGAUCGAUUGACUUCUGGAGUAUUGAUGUUCGCGCGAACGGCGGCCACCGCUCAGAAACUGCACGAACAGAUUCGUAAACACGAACUCGAAAAGCAAUACGUGUGUCGAGUUGUCGGCAAAUUUCCCGAUGGUGUCAUAACCUGCGAACAGCCCAUCGAAACACUAUCGCAUAAAAUCGGCAUUAAUGUGAUUGACCCGAAAGGCAAGCCCUGCACCACAACCUUCGAGAGACUCAACUAUAACGGGAAGAGUAGUACAGUGUUAUGUAGACCUAAAACGGGACGAAUGCAUCAAAUUCGGGUUCACCUCCAAUACUUGGGUCAUCCCAUACUUAACGACACUUUCUAUAAUAACGACGCCUUCGGUCUCAAGAGAGGCAAAGAUGGCGAUUACGGCAAAACCAAAGACGAGGUGAUCCAAGACAUCGAGAAACAACACCAAAGAAUGCUUUAUCUCUUAUCAAAUGUGACGGAAUUGUCGGCCGAAGAGCGAGAACUGGACGAUAAGGAGCGAGAGAUCGCUUUAAAAGCGUUACAUCACUACACGAAUAGAGAGGAAUGGCAUUCGUUGGUCGAAAAGUAUAAAUUGGAUACAAAUGCGUUGAUAAUAGACAUCAGUUGUGAAGAAUGUACAAACAAGACAAUUGAUCCCAACCCUAAAGAUCUCCUAAUCUAUUUGCACGCACUUUGUUAUAAAGGCGAAGGUUUUGAAUACAAGACAGCGCUUCCAGUCUGGGCUUUGGAUGAUUGGGAUUAUGACUGA